Messenger RNA from Capsella rubella, 1422 nucleotides. Its product is annotated as UPF0496 protein At3g28270. The transcript is spliced from 2 exons. Lineage: Eukaryota; Viridiplantae; Streptophyta; Magnoliopsida; Brassicales; Brassicaceae. The record is from RefSeq and is a predicted model, not a curated record. The coding region runs from base 45 to 1223 and encodes 392 amino acids.
AAUAUACUAAGAAAGAUUCUGAUUCAAUCUCUGUAAUAUCACUGAUGGCAUUAUCCGAAGAUUUGAUGUCGAAAUGCUCAGAGCACAUGAGUGCUUACAAAUCCGCUUGUGAAGAACACCCUGGCCUCAAAUCCUUUGAUUCUAAGCUUCAGCAGCGAGCCAUGAAAGUGAUAGACACGCUCACCGCUGGGGCCGAGACUGGGACUGGGACUGAGGAGCUAUCACAACACACAGUACACGUGGAGGUCUCCAAGCAUCUACUUGAAGUUCACCAAGAAGUGGCAAACUUCAUUCUUGAAAGCGAAGACGAUGUGUGGGAGAACAAAUCUCUAAGAUAUUUGGUCAAGGCCUAUUUUGAAAAUACCAUCAAGACAUUAGAGAUUUUCGAUAAUAUUAUGGAGAGUGUGGAGAAAGCAGAAAGGGGUCAACUUAUCAUCCAAGAAGCCGUGGCGCAGUUUGAUAAAGACUCGUCAGAAAAAGACUUUGGUGGGAAAAAGAAGAGGUAUGAAAAAACCUUGAAGGAGCUGAAGAAGUUCAAAGCCAUGGGAAAUCCUUUUGAUGGCCGCGACUUCUCGGCUCAGUUCAAGUUGAUCCAAAAGCAGCAGGAAUCUCUUCUCGCGGAAGUGGCUGAGGCUAAAAAAAAGCUUGAGGAGGAAGCAAAGAAGCUUCAAGAGGAAUAUGCUAAUGCACAAAAAGGGAGUUUAAUCUCCAAUGUUGUUUUCGGCGCGGUUGCUUGCUUAGUUUUCGUUGGCUCGGUAGCUCUAGUUAUGACAGGCGUGGGAGCACCUCUAGGCGUUGCCGGGUUUGUGGCAGUACCAGCGAUUGCAAUGGGAUGGGUAGGCGUCCAGUUUUACUUGGCGAAACGGAUGGAAGCUCUGAAGAGACAGCAGGAAGCUUUUACAAAACUCCAAGAGAAAUUAACAUUGUUGGAGAUUGGUACUGAAACCAACGAAGAUUCUUUGGGGACCGUAACUGAAAUAGCCCACCAGCUAGAGAAAAAGAUCACAUCUAUUAUGAAAGAUGUGGAUGAUGCUAUUGAAAAUGAAGGAGAUGAGGUGGACAUCAAACUUGACCUCUACUCAAUCAGGGAGAAAGUAGAGAAAGUAACAGAGAAAAUUAAUGAGGUUGGUGAAACUGUGGCUAAGCAUAGCAAACUGAUCGCUGAGGCGAGGUAUCAUAUCCUCGAAAAGAUCAAUGGUUCUGGAAAAUAUCACCACGGCUAAACGUUAUCGAUGUUUGUUGUUGUUCAAGAGUACUCAAUUCCCAUAUUUGCUAUUUUCCAAUAAAUGGGUUUACAGCCCAUACUGUACCUUUCUAUUUUGCUUUGUAACAUUGACCAUCCGAGAGAUUGGUUGAUAUGUACCUCUAUCUCCCUAUGUAUUAGGGAUUAUUCGCGAAAUAAAUUUGUUGUAUUGUUCUUUA